UGUGCACUCGAGAAGAAAGUAUAUUCUGUUGCUUUGGGAUGCAGAGUUCUAAAUAUAUGUGUCAAGUCCAUCUGACCCAAUGUAUCCUUCAGGGCCCUUGUUUCUUUAUUGACCGUGUGUCUAGAUGAUCUAUCCAUUUCUGUCAGUGGAGUGUUAAAGUCCCCUGCAAUGACCACAUUCUUAUCAAUAAGGUUGCUCAUGUUUAUGAGGAAUUGUUUUCUAUAUUUGGGGGCUCCUGUAUUCGGCGCAUAGACAUUUAGAAUUGUUAGCUCUUCCUGAUGGAUAGGCCCUGUAAUUAUUAUCAAAGGCCCUUCUUCAUCUCUUGUUACAGCCUUUGAUUGAAAGUCUAGUUUGUCUGAUAGAAGUAUGGCUACUCCAGCUUUCUUUUGGCUUCCAGUAGCAUGAUAAAUAGUUCUCCAUCCCCUCACUCUCAAUCUAAAGGUGUCCUCAGGGCUAAAAUGAGUCUCCUGUAGACAGCAAAUAGAUGGGUCUUGUUUUUUUAUCCAUUCUGAUACCCUAUGUCUUUUGGUUGGCGCAUUUGGUCCAUUUACAUUCAGUGUUAUUAUAGAAAGAUACGGGUGUAGAGUCCUUAUGAUGUCUGUAUGUGUACAGGGUAGCCCCCCCAAAAAGGGCUUCUGUGUUGGUGCACCCGAAUCAUCUGCAGAGACGCAACCACCCACCCUUGUUGAGCCCUUUUGUGACGCUGCACCAUUGUGGUCGCCAGGCUCUGGCUGCUGUGCUCCUCGGAGAGGGUGGUGGAGGCACAUCUGAGAAGAGUGUAUCUGGACGAGUGAAGGGGUUAGGAGGAAAUGUCGCUUACUUGCGCACUGUGGUUCCGGAAAGGCCUUUUCCGGAGAGGUCGCUCGGGAGCUGAGGCUGACCGAGCACUCUCCCAGCAGUCUGACUCCGAGGCCAAAGGCCGGGGUCAAGGAGGAGCUUGGCUUUGUUGUGAGCGAUGGAAGCGGAAGCGGAGCCAGGAGUGUGCAGCUCUCGCUGCAGAGCUCCACACCUGCAGGGAGCAGCUCGUGCAGAGAGAGGAGGAGAUCGCCAACCUGAAGGCGGAGAGAAACAACACCAGGCUGCUGCUGGAACAUUUGGAGUUCCUCGUCUCCAGGCACGAGAGAGCUCUUCAAAAAACAGUCAUACGGCGACAGGCGAAGACUCCGGCCGGCGUGUCCAGUGAGGCGGAGGUGCAGAGCCAGAUGAAAGAGCUCCUGGCUACCCUGUGCACUCUCGUGGCCAAGCUGGAAGAGGACCUAGACAUCUCAAGGAAAGACCUCAUCCUUUCUGAAGCAAUGAACACCAUAUUACAAAGAGAUGUCCGUGAAGUGAGUGUCAGUUGAAAUGGCCACGCCGUCGGCGAGCCAAACGUGGGGUGUUUGGUUCGCCUUGCCCAGUGUGUCCUUCGUCUCCCAUGGGUUUUGAACGUUUGGAGUUUGGUAGAAGUAGCAGCAGAACGGGACGUGACUCCGGGGCCUGGGCGGGCUGCCUCCCCAUCUGCGUGGUGGAAUCUGUCCUCCCUGGGCUCUCCCCUGCCGAGGCCUGGCUGGCGGGCAGGCGGCGGAGUGGCCUCUGGUGUGGGGUGUGGGCCACCUGAGCUUGGCCCAUGCCAUGCUCUUGGUCCGUUUUGGGAACACACUCGGCACAUAGGAACCAGCGUGGUGCUGCCAGGUCGUUUCCGGGGGCACGACCUUGCGGGGGCGGCUCUGCCAGGGGCCGUCACGGCCGCCUCUGCCGCCCUGCCCUCCUCCCAGGGGUUCCGUGCACUGGUCGUGGCGGUCAGAGUGAGCGAGGGGCAGCCCGCUGGUCCUGGUGUAAGGUCAUGGAGGAGUGCGGCCACUUCUGCACGUGUGGUCGUCGAUGGGCAUCUGAUCAUUGUCACAGAAACUAGUAAGGGUAGGAUGGUUUCUCUGUGCCUCCUCCUGUCACUGUGAGCUGCCCUUUGCGGACAGUCCCUGCACACCCCACCCCCAGCCCGGCAAUGCCACCUCGGGAAGA
This is a messenger RNA of Acinonyx jubatus (cheetah), 1998 nucleotides long. RefSeq names its product liprin-alpha-4-like. The record is from RefSeq and is a predicted model, not a curated record. Gene Ontology annotation, cellular component: presynaptic active zone. The coding region runs from base 810 to 1343 and encodes 177 amino acids. Lineage: Eukaryota; Metazoa; Chordata; Mammalia; Carnivora; Felidae. Gene Ontology annotation, biological process: synapse organization. The transcript has 4 exons.